Molecule: messenger RNA, 2411 nt
Organism: Cebus imitator (Panamanian white-faced capuchin)
Lineage: Eukaryota; Metazoa; Chordata; Mammalia; Primates; Cebidae
Gene: VGLL2
Product: vestigial like family member 2
Exons: 5
Coding region: 288-1205 (305 amino acids)
Biological process (GO): regulation of transcription by RNA polymerase II
Cellular component (GO): nucleus
Source: RefSeq, a predicted model, not a curated record
UGGAUGUUAUGUACCAAGUCUAUGGUCCUCCGCAGCCCUACUUCGCAGCCGCCUACACCCCCUACCACCAGACUGCGUCUGUUUUAACCAUUUUCCUUCCAUUUCCUCAGCUGAGGUAGCAGAAACUGAGGACAGUAGUCCAGGAAAAGAACGAAAGCAUACACUUGGGGGCCGCAGGGGUCCCCUCCAGGUUGGAAAAUGAGAGCUUGGUCAUCUGCUUUGGGAAAAUUGAAAUACACCCCAACACCCCAGUGGAUGCUUUUGCUAAUUUUCUCUGCAAAUUUAGAAUGUCUAUUCGGAAAUUUCCUGAUGAAUUAAUGAUGGACUGGAAACUAGCCUAUUACUCCAAAAUGCAGGAAGCCCAGGAGUGCAAUGCCAGCCCCAGCAGCAGUGGCAGCGGCAGCUCCUCGUUUUCCAGCCAAACCCCAGCCAGUAUAAAAGAGGAAGAAGGCAGCCCAGAGAAAGAGCGCCCACCAGAGGCAGAGUACAUCAACUCCCGCUGCGUCCUCUUCACUUAUUUCCAGGGGGACAUCAGCUCCGUGGUGGAUGAACAUUUCAGCAGGGCCCUGAGCCAACCCAGCAGCUACUCUCCCAGCUGUACCAGCAGCAAAGCACCAAGGAGCUCUGGGCCCUGGCGAGACUGCUCCUUCCCGAUGAGCCAGCGCAGCUUCCCCGCCUCCUUCUGGAACAGCGCGUACCAGGCGCCGGUGCCCGCGCCGCUGGGCAGCCCUCUGGCCACCGCACACUCGGAGCUGCCCUUCGCCGCCGCCGACCCCUACUCGCCCACCGCGCUGCAUGGUCACCUGCACCAGGGCGCCACCGAGCCCUGGCACCACGCGCAUCCGCACCACGCGCACCCGCAUCACCCCUACGCCCUGGGCGGCGCCCUCGGCGCCCAGGCCGCCGCCUACCCGCGCCCAGCCGCUGUGCACGAGGUCUACACACCGCACUUCGACCCGCGCUAUGGGCCGCUGCUGAUGCCCGCCGCCUCGGGGCGCCCGGCCCGCCUCGCACCAGCCCCGGCGCCCGCGCCCGGCAGUCCUCCCUGCGAGCUCUCCGGCAAGGGCGAGCCGGCUGGCGCCGCGUGGGCAGCGCCGGGGGGGCCUUUCUCUAGCCCCUCGGGGGACGUGGCCCAGGGUCUGGGCCUCAGCGUGGACUCAGGUUUGCAGCCUCAGGACAAAAGCAAGGAUGUGUACUGGUUUUAGACAGCCCACCUUCUUCCCUGUAGGUCUCUGCAUAGUGCAGUUGAUGCCACUCAGAGCUGAAAUGGAGUGGGUUUGUAACAGCUUCUGAUCUUGGUUUGCAGCUCGUCGUUAUUCCCUCUGUGGUGCAUCCCUCCUGAGCUGAUCUGCUGACCCAGGGUUUCCCCUUCCCCUUCCCUUCUGACCAGCCUUGGAGGCUCAGCAUCUGUGCCUCUCACUCCGUGGAUGAGGACAUAGGGGAAGGCAGAGACUUCAGACUUCUCACUGUAUUGGGAAAAUCAAAAACCACAACUGCAGAAAUUCAUCUAAAAAUAAUUCCUGCUGCUGAAAGAGCAAAUCCAAAGACUCUGAGUUACUUUUGACUUUUGGCCGAAUCACUGGAAAUAUCUGUGGUGAGAUGGCUUAGUCAGGUGAUAUGAUAUCAUAAGCUUUCCUGGAAAGGGGGGAAAGAAAAUGAAACUUUUUGGUGUGAAUAUUUUUUAUGCUGAUGUGAAUUAUUUUGUUAGGUAGUGUGAUUAUAGCACUACUAAUGUCAGAUUUUAAAAUGUAUGUGUACUUGCAUCUAAGACUGUGGUAGAGAAGUAAAAAGAAGUCUAUUCCUUCUUCCUCACCUCUCAGCCUCCAGAUCCCUUCCUGUCCAUCCUCUCCCUACAAUGCCUAUCCAAAUGCAAAGAUACACUUUUUUCCUUUGGACUGUGAACAUGGAAGCCUCAGCCUGAAUGUGAGUGGCAAGUGGCUUAUCUGGAGCCACCUGCCCAAGUCUUACUAAAAUGCAGCUGUUGUAAGACAACUGUUUAAAACUCCAGAAAUAUAUCAACCAAGGUGGCAUUUCUCAGUAUUUGGCAGAACAAUUGCAAUUGCACUGGAUAUAUUAUAUAUAUACAUAUAUAUAUGUAUAUAUAUCAUAUUUUUAUGAGGAACAUUUUACGAUGAAAGAAGAAACCCUUCUCUGCCUUCUCUCCCACAAAUUCUGUCCCUCUGUCCUCUGGAUGAAAAAAGCAAAGAGAGACCCGAACUGUCUCCAUGGAGAAGAACUGGGAACCACCACAAGCGGAAGAAAGUGCAUGAAGUCUCCAUUACCUCGAAUUUUUUUCUGAGUCUCUCUGAUUGUGAUUUAGUGUUGGGGCAGGGGAAAUGGUCUGUGCAUGGGCAAAGCUGAAGGUGAUAAGGAAGAAGAGAUGAACAUUAAAGAUGUCUGUUUACUAUGAA